This is a messenger RNA of Trichobilharzia regenti, 1767 nucleotides long. Lineage: Eukaryota; Metazoa; Platyhelminthes; Trematoda; Strigeidida; Schistosomatidae. The record is from the annotation of a GenBank genome assembly.
AUGCCGAGACAACGUUCAUACACUUCGGCAGACGGAAAAUCAAGAACCUUAAACAGCAGCUUUUUCAAUAAGCAGUACAAGUCAUUAAAGACAUAUAUCAGAAGUACAGGUUCACAUCCUGUUUUGAAUACAGAAUCAGGUUCAACAACGAUUCCUGUUGUCUCUGGAUCGCCGGGUGCACAAACUCUUAAGAAGGGCGUUUAUCUUCAGGAUGACAACGGGAAAAUAAUCAGUCUGACGAAGUCAAGGAAACACAAUCAUACAGAUGGUAGCAAGGUGAUUUUGGACUCAAAAAGUCGUCUGAUACUGGAUUUGUCCUCUUUGGGCCUUGUUAAUUUGUCUUCUGACAUUGGUAUUCUUAGCGAUUUAAUAGAACUUUUUCUUUACGACAACAAAUUGACAUGCCUUCCUCCUGAGAUCGGGCUUUUACAAAACCUUCAACGACUGUGGCUCCAAGAAAAUUCUCUUAUGGUUCUACCUGAUGAACUUUCAUGUUGUUCUAAACUAACUCAUCUCGAUGUUAGACAUAACAGAUUAGAGGGCUGCAUUCCCUCGGUACUGACAAGAUUAACGUCUAUGAAACAGCUUUAUCUUACUUACAACAAGCUAACAGAUAUUUCGUCCGUUGGCAAUUUAUGUUAUUUACAAACGUUAGUAGUGAAAAGCAAUCAACUACAAGGACCGAUACCAGAUUGUAUUGGAAAUUUAACACAGUUGAGAACUUUGGAUUUGUCAAAGAAUCGUUUGACCAAAAUUACUGAAAAUAUAGGUAACUGUAAAUUACUGUCCCGCUUUCUUGUGGAUUAUAAUCAAAUUGAUGAAUUACCAAAGUCUAUUAGUCAGUUAACGGAACUUACUGUUUUAGGACUAAAGUACAACUAUCUUACUCAACUUCCAGACGAAAUCUGCAAUUGUCGAAAGUUGACUGAAUUCAAUAUUGAAGGCAAUCAUGUUAAACAGUUACCGGAAAAUUUACUCUGUAAUUUCAAAGAUUCAACAUCAGUGAUACUAUCUCGUAAUGAUUUCACAUCCUUUCCAUCUGGAGAUAAUGUACAAUACAGAAAUGUAAAGCAUUUCAGUAUGGACUAUAACCAUUUGGAAUCUUUUGAAGCAAGUCUAUUUUCAGAGAACACUCAAUUAACUACACUGAAGCUAUGCAAUAAUAAUAUUAUGACCUUAGAUUUUAAAGGUAUAGAAAAUUUGAAGCAUAUUGUUGAGUUGGAUUUGUCCUACAAUCAAAUUGAUCAACUGCCUGACUCUAUUGGAGAAUUAGUAUUUCUAGAGGUACUCGAUUUGACCAGUAACCGUCUAGAGGCAUUACCGAAUAGAAUCAGUGAACUGGUGAAUUUAGUUCAUCUUGAAUUGGAGUGUAAUCAGAUUGCAUCACUUCCAUUAACAAUUGGCCAGCUGAAUCAAUUACAAGUACUCAAUUUAGAUGUAAACAGCUUAUCUAGACUUCCAACAACUAUAGGUAAUCUCAGCAAUCUGAAAAAAUUAAAACUCAGAGAGAAUCUUAUACAACGUCUGCCAUCAGAAAUCGGUAAACUGAAAAAUCUGACGCAUCUCUACCUGGCAAAUAAUAAACCGUUAGAUUUACUUCCUAUUGAAUUAGGAAUACUACCUAACCUUAGAUAUCUCAGUAUUGAUGGUUGUAACCUAAGGCAGAUGCCUCAAGAAAUAACGAAAAAUGGAUCAGCCUUUGUUAUAAAGUAUCUACGCGAUCUUCUAUGUGUUCAUUCUAGAAUCUGUCAAAACUCUAGUGCAUAA